AUUCAGAGACAAGGCAUUGGGGUCCUCAGACAUUUCUGUCACAAAUAAACCGUGGUAUUGAAGAACCUGUUUAUAUCAAGGAGCUGAUUAAUUUAGUGUGGCCUAUAGUGAGUCGAAUGAAGAUUUAAUUGUAUAAUAGUUAAAAAAAUAGAAGAGUUUUGUAGUAUAAUCAGUUUAUUGUUCACCUAAUGAAAGGAAUGCAGUUGACUCGUCCUGGGUUGCUAGCAAAAUCUACAGUCUCAACAGUUGUGAAAAAUGCAUCAUGCAGUCGUGGUUGGCUGCGACUGGUGGUGCAGACCAUAUUUGCAACGAUCACGGUGGCCAGUUUUAUUCUAAUACUUCUGAUGGCUGUCCCGACAUGGCCUUCCCAUUCAUUACCACCACCACCGCCGCCGGCCCCACCCACUGUUCCGGCACGGUGCCACAUCGAUAGCUGCAGGAUCACUUGCUUCGACACGCCUUACUUCGGAGAAUAUGAAGACCACAUCAUUCGUGCUGUGAUGACCGUGGAAGAGAAUAAUUGCGUAAGCAUAGUUUUAACCCUGGAGUCUCCAAUGUUUAUUGACAACACAAUGCCACCAAAAUGGCUGGACAGGCUGCGGACAAAUCAUAUUCAUGAUUUGAGAAUAAGUGAUGGAAAUCUGAAGCAUAUUCCAUCAGAUGCCUUUAUGAGUCAAUGUUGUUCCAAUAUUCGAUUGUUGGAAUUCAAGAACCUGAAGUUAAAAUCUUGGACACCCGAUAGUUUCGUAGGCCUUUCCAAUUUAGAAGUACUUUUUAUAAAGAAUAUUCGCCUUGCUGAAAUACCAAGGGAUGCUUUAAGAGCACUGCAUGACACGUUGCGGAGCCUUUCAAUAACUAGAAGUAAUUACUGGAAUCCGCGAAACAUCACUGGUAUGACAAUAUUCAGUCGACUGGAAACUGUUGAUUUAUCCACAAAUAAUUUUAAAGACGUUUUGGGUGCGAAUAGCUUUAUUGGUCUUAGAAAAUGUAAAACUCUUUAUCUCAACUCAUGUGGAAUAACUUCAAUUGGGGCAGGCACCUUUGAUAGUUUAGUUAACAUUGAAAUGUUAUACUUGCACAAUAACCAACUGACAACAUUACCACCGGGUCUGCUCAGCAAUGUUGUUGCCAUUUCUGAUCCUAGACCUAGAAUUAAUUUACAAUACAAUUUUUGGGAAUGCGACUGUUCGGCAGAAGAAAUCAGAAGACUAACAAGACAAGAUGUACUGCUUACUGUUCCUGUUUGUGCCAGCCCAGAAUACUUUAAAGAUAAAAGUUUCAGUGACCUUGAAGCAUAUUGUUCUGGUAAUAAUUAUGAUAUGACUUACGGGACCACCUUAAAAGAUUCAUCAAAUGAUGUAACUAGGUGGUGGGAACACAUUGAUGAUAUAUGUGGGUUUUUUUAUGUGAGCCAGAGGUGCUAUCAUUAUUAUCCUUCGGGCUCCGGCUUGAGGAUGUUAUCACCAGUGCAUGGACACCGCUGUCUCUCCAAUGAUACAGAAAGUAUAAAUAUCAUUCCUUUGUUUCUACAUACUAACAGUACCCAAUUAAUGCCAGAGAGGUCGUGGAUAAAGAUGAACUAUUUCAUAAAAACACAACAGUAUUCCAUUGUCGAGAUAAACGCAACGGAUAUGGGAGACUAUGGACUCGUAUGGUACCAAACCAACUGUCCACACGAGUUGUACUGCAUUAGUGAUGUGCCAGCAGUUUUCAGAAUUUAUAAUAUCGACAUAAAAGCCGAAUAUGUUUUCUGUCCGAUAAAGUUAAGCACCGGGAAGGUUGAACCGGAAAAUUGUGUUAUUUACCAUAAUAAUAAUAAUGUUUUCGAUUUUGAAAGAGGCUACUAUCAGAUUGAAAUACUACUUUACAUUGUAACUGGAAUGGUAUGUUUAAUACUUGGAGCUCUUUGUGUUUACGCAGUGAUCAGGAAGCAUCCCCAUCUUCUAAAAGGAAGCAAAAGAAUAUUGUUUGUGAAACAUAAAUCUGUGGACGCCUUGGUCUUGCCACCAAAAGUGCCUCUAAGGAAUGAUUUUAGCGAACCACCGGUAAAUGAGGGCAGCAAGAAGAUCUUUAUUGUCCCUGCAAAUCAUGUUAAUAAUGUACCAAGCAGAUUUAAAAGGAAUAAAUCGGUGAGGAGUAACAAGAGCAGUGCUCCAAGUUAUAUAUCAGCUCUUCAACCGACGGAGGAUCAGUUAGCUGAAUGGCGCAUACGUCAUCACUUUAACAAUGAUGUGUCACUUAAUUCUAUGUCAUCAGAACUAUCGACAUUUUCUUGGGUCUCCAACGACGAAGGGCUGUACUACUCUAUCGAUGUCGAUAACUAUAAAACUUACGAGAGUGUAAAAUAGUUUAAUUACGACUGAGUUAGCAAACAGGAUAUAUUACACCAUUUAUCAUACAAAAUGUCAGGUAACAUUUGUCACAAAUUAACGUUGCGUUCAGGAAUGCUAUUUUUAAAAGCUAUCAGUUACUUUCCUGUACUGUGUAGUAUUAGCAAAUAUUUGAAGUGGGUACGUACUUGGCUAUCUGUGUGAACGUCAACAUGUGCAGUGAAUACGCAUUUUAUGUAUCAUAUACAUUGAUACCACAUCUACAUAG
Molecule: messenger RNA, 2598 nt
Organism: Spodoptera frugiperda (fall armyworm)
Lineage: Eukaryota; Metazoa; Arthropoda; Insecta; Lepidoptera; Noctuidae
Exons: 3
Coding region: 189-2348 (719 amino acids)
Molecular function (GO): protein binding
Source: RefSeq, a predicted model, not a curated record